AUGCAAAUGCUGAAGAAACGUCAAAGCAAUGGCGACGACUGUCACAAUGGCAGCUUUGACGGCAAUGUCUCCAAGUCAUCUAAAAGGGAUGAAGACAGUGACAGUUCGUGUUCAGUAGAAGUUGAAAGCGCCUUGUCGCCACAAAUCGAGGCAUUGGUCGACUAUGUGGGCCGAUUCUCAUUCGCAAAGGACGAACUUCAUUCACUUCUGACAGUCUGUCACAGUGUGUUCGGCUACUUCGAAGACAGGCCAUCUCUGAUGGCCGAGUUGUCGUUGACAACGCCCACAUUGGAGCCAACGCAACCACAACUGCUUCGUGACGUGUUCUUCGUCGCUGAACAUGCCGACCGAAUCAAUGCCUACAUUCGAGCCACUCCCGACAUGGCGUUACUACCGAUCUCCGACGCUCAGUCUCAGACCUUGACCGAACUUGUACGACUUGUACGGAAAAUAUGA
This is a messenger RNA of Cooperia oncophora, 456 nucleotides long. NCBI's taxonomy places the organism in Eukaryota, Metazoa, Nematoda, Chromadorea, Rhabditida, Trichostrongylidae. The record is from the annotation of a GenBank genome assembly.